Molecule: messenger RNA, 1020 nt
Organism: Penicillium expansum
Lineage: Eukaryota; Fungi; Ascomycota; Eurotiomycetes; Eurotiales; Aspergillaceae
Product: DUF3712 domain-containing protein
Exons: 4
Coding region: 1-1020 (339 amino acids)
Cellular component (GO): fungal-type vacuole membrane
Source: RefSeq, a predicted model, not a curated record
AUGUCGACCGCAAAGCCCUCAUUCGUCGAGGAGGAAUCCCACAUAAACGCAGCACCAACCAAGAGAAGCUUCGGCGGACGCCUCGCCGCCCAUUUCAAAAAAUGGUGGUGGGUGCACUUGAUCAUAUUCAUCGCCUGUUUCCUAAUCAUCCUACUACCGGUUGUCUACGUCGCAUAUCCUAAGAUCGCACAAUCUGCCGUCAACGACUCAACCCUCGACAUCACGGAGAUGAUUCUCAGCAACCCAACGCCCGAAUCCUUCCAUCUCGAGCAGAGACAAGUCCUCGGCUCGAAAAGCUCUUAUCAUCCCCAGAUCUAUGCUUUCGAUUCUGAGGUUUCGCUGGCUGGAGAGGCGCCUUUCGCGCAUGUUACUGUCCCGGCUGUGAAGUCGAAGGAUGGGGCAGUUAUUCACUUUGAGCAGAAUGUUGCUCUUACGAAUGCUACAGCGUUCGCGGAUUAUACUACUGCUGUUAUGUUGAAUGAGGAGGUUUCAUUGAAUAUAUAUGGAAGACCUGGGUUGAAGCAGGGUGGUUUGCCUAAGACUACGGUUACUUACAACAAGACUGUUGUUAUGAAGGGCCUGAACAAACUCAAUGGCUUCACUGUCGCCAAAUUCUUCAUCAUGUUCCCUCCAGUGAACGGCUACGGGAUGAACGGCACCGUCAUUAUCCCCAAUGCCUCAGUCUUGACCAUUCCACUGGGCAACAUAACCCUGAACCUCGAGCUAAACGGCACAUCAGUGGGAACAACCUACCUGAACAACCUAACCCUCAAGCCCGGCAACAACACCGUCCCAAUGAUCGGCAAGGUCGACCAAGCCGCCAUCAUCACCCUGCUCACAUCAAAGUCCAACCCAUACAAAGACGGCAUCAUUCCCUUCGACAUCACCGGAAAUGCGACAUCAACAUACGACGGCAAAAACCUCCCAUACUUCUCCAAGGCGCUGGCCGCGAACAAGCUUUCUAUCAAGUUGGAUGUUCUGUCUGCGCUGAAGGAGGCCGGCGUUAAUCUUACCCUGUAG